AUGACACGGCAUGGUAAGAACUGUAUUGCAGGGGCUGUCUACACCUACCAUGAGAAGAAGAGGGACGCAGCGGCCUCAGGCUAUGGGACCCAGAACAUCCGACUGAGCCGGGACGCCGUGAAGGACUUUGACUGCUGCUGUCUCUCACUGCAGCCCUGCCAUGAUCCUGUGUUCACCCCAGAUGGCUACCUGUACGAACGGGAGGCGAUCCUGGAGUACAUCCUACACCAGAAGAAAGAGAUUGCCCGGCAGAUGAAGGCCGAUGAGAAGCAGCGAGCAGCCCGGAGGGAAGAGCAGAAACAGCUUCAGCAAGCUGCAGCCCAGGACCAAGUUCGAGGCUUCCUGGAGAAGGAGGCAGCCAUCGUGAGCCGGCCCCUCAACCCCUUCAUGCCCAAAGCUGCCACCUUACCCAACACAGAUGGUGAGCAGCCAGGGCCCAGGGUGGGUCCCCCAGGCAAGGACAAGAACAAAGCGCUGCCCAGCUUCUGGAUUCCCUCACUGACGCCUGAGGCAAAGGCCACCAAGCUGGAAAAACCAUCUCGCACUGUGACCUGCCCGAUGUCUGGGAAGCCUCUACGCAUGUCGGACCUGAUGCCAGUGCACUUCACGCAGCUGGACGACUCUGGAGACCGCGUGGGACUCAUCACACACAGUGAGCGCUACGUGUGUGCUGUGACCCGAGACAGCCUGAGCAAUGCCACACCAUGUGCAGUGCUGUGGCCCUCUGGGGCUGUGGUCACCCUGGAGUGUGUAGAGAAACUGAUCCAGAAGGACAUGGUGGACCCGGUGAACGGGGAUCCGCUGACAGAACGUGAUAUCAUCGUGCUGCAGCGCGGCGGUACCCGCUUCGCAGGCUCAGGAGUGAAGCUACAGGCAGAGCUGUCUCGGCCAGUGAUGCAAGCCUGAGCUGUGACCUAAUAAACCUGCCUGUGAAUGGA
Peromyscus eremicus (cactus mouse) is the source of this 938-nucleotide messenger RNA. Its product is annotated as nitric oxide synthase-interacting protein-like. Gene Ontology annotation, molecular function: ubiquitin protein ligase activity. Gene Ontology annotation, cellular component: nucleus. NCBI's taxonomy places the organism in Eukaryota, Metazoa, Chordata, Mammalia, Rodentia, Cricetidae. The record is from RefSeq and is a predicted model, not a curated record. The coding region runs from base 1 to 906 and encodes 301 amino acids. The transcript has a single exon.